Medicago truncatula (barrel medic) is the source of this 870-nucleotide messenger RNA. RefSeq names its product DNA translocase FtsK-like. NCBI's taxonomy places the organism in Eukaryota, Viridiplantae, Streptophyta, Magnoliopsida, Fabales, Fabaceae. The transcript is spliced from 3 exons. The coding region runs from base 1 to 870 and encodes 289 amino acids. The record is from RefSeq and is a predicted model, not a curated record.
AUGGCAAAUAUGGGCAACUCAGGCUUCCGUCCUUUUGGCCCCCAGGGUCUCUUCUCUACUCCUCAGUAUUCCAUGCCUCCUGGCUACCCCUGGGGCAUGCCAUUUGCAACUAAUGAGGGUUUUCGUCCAAGUGCUACUGAAAUGCCAUUCGCUCACGGUCAACAGACUUUGCCGCUUUUACCGAUGGGUCAGCUAAUUCCUCAGGCUACUAUGACUCAAGCAGAACCUACCGUGCAUGUUGAGCCACAUCAUGAAGAACAGAUUUACCAUUCCGACAGUGUGAUGGGGAUGACAGAGCAGUCAAUUGGGAAGAGAGGUUUGCAAUACAAGUACAACACAUAUCUGGCGCCUAGUCGCAAAGAGUUGCAGUCCUUGACCCAAAAGGACAAAGAAUCAUUCAAAGAGUAUGCCCAACGCUUCAUCCAUAAGGCUGCCCAGAUUCGUCCGCCCUUGGAUGAGAGAGAAUUAUCAGAAAUGUUCUAUGAGACCUUGAGCCCUUGCUAUUCAGAGAAAAUGAUUGUUUGUGCAUCACAGAAGUUCACCGACCUGGUGGAGACAGGGAUACGUAUUGAGGAUUGGGCUCGUAAGGGAGCUGGUGCUUCGGGAAGUUCUUCAGGUAGUUCUGCACCUGUGUACCCUAAUCAUCCUUAUAUUGCCAACAUUACCCCACAAAUGACCGCUCCCCAGAACCCAAACUAUCAACCACCAAGACCUCAAGGGCCUUCACCAUACUAUCCACUGCUAUAUCAACCACCAUACAACCUACAACAAUUCCCUCAACAACCAUAUUACCCCCAACAACCAUACCAACAAAGGCCACACUACCCACCACAGCAACAACCCCGUCCUCAGGCUCCCUACAAUCAAUAG